Messenger RNA from Penicillium cinerascens, 507 nucleotides. RefSeq lists its product as uncharacterized. The coding region runs from base 1 to 507 and encodes 168 amino acids. The transcript has 3 exons. The record is from RefSeq and is a predicted model, not a curated record. Lineage: Eukaryota; Fungi; Ascomycota; Eurotiomycetes; Eurotiales; Aspergillaceae.
AUGCGCUUACGUUUGAACCUUGUUUGCACUAUGAUUGUAGCUACGGUCGCACAGGGCGUUAUCCUAAUGCAUUCGUUCCACCAAAGAUACGAGAGGCCUCUAUUAUAUAUAUGCGAUUGUCUUCCAUCUAAUCUUUUACAUCGGCGGUGGAAGGUGCGCCAUUAUCAUCAACACGAUGAUAAUCCUAAUGUACCCUUAAUCAUAAGCUCGAGCAGAUUUUUGAUUAAUACAGUAUUAGACCUAUUUAUAAUCUUAAGGUUCUAUACCGGGCACUUAAGGCCAACUAUUGCAAUUAUUAGGUUUAUCUAUGAUAGCUUCUCCGCUCUCGUGGGAGUUAACAUAUUCGCCUAUAUUGCUAAAUUCUACAUAAGGGAGGCGGCUAAUCGAAACCAUUUUCAAGAUAGCAUCGCGGCACUUAAGACGCUGCUUCGACCAAGCGUCUAUAUAUCUAGGAAAUCCGUUUAUAAAAACCCUAUCUACCUCUGUAUUUUCCAUAAGAUUAUAUAA